Molecule: messenger RNA, 1552 nt
Organism: Brassica oleracea var. oleracea
Lineage: Eukaryota; Viridiplantae; Streptophyta; Magnoliopsida; Brassicales; Brassicaceae
Product: ureide permease 1-like
Exons: 7
Coding region: 162-1334 (390 amino acids)
Biological process (GO): nitrogen compound transport
Cellular component (GO): membrane
Molecular function (GO): allantoin:proton symporter activity; uracil:monoatomic cation symporter activity
Source: RefSeq, a predicted model, not a curated record
CUUGCAACUUUUUUCUUUCUUGUCCUCUCUCUGUUCUCUGGUUAUCAUCUGUUGUUGUUAUACAUCAAACUUAAGGACUUUUUUUGAGCAAAUCAAACUUAAGGACAAAAGCUUCAAAAAGCAGUUUUUGUGAUUUUAUAGUAUGCAUAGAGAGUGAAAAGAUGUAUAUGAUCGAGAGCAAAGGAGGAGCAAUCGCUUGUAUGCUCUUGGCUCUUCUCUUCUUAGGGACAUGGCCAGCAAUAAUGACUCUAACUGAAAGACGUGGCCGGCUUCCUCAACACACUUAUCUUGACUACACAAUCACAAAUCUGUUGGCUGCAGUGAUCAUAGCGUUCACACUAGGCCAAAUAGGUCCAAGCAGACCAAAUUUCAUUACACAGCUUUCUCAAGAUAAUUGGCAGUCUGUGAUGUUUGCAAUGGCUGGAGGAAUAGUUCUUAGCCUUGGAAACUUAGCGACACAAUAUGCUUGGGCUUUUGUUGGUUUAUCAGUCACUGAAGUCGUCACAUCUAGUAUCACUGUAGUUAUUGGCACAACUUUGAACUAUUUCUUGGAUGAUAGAAUCAACAGAGCUGAGAUCCUUUUCCCGGGCGCCGCUUGUUUCUUGAUAGCAGUUUGUUUCGGCUCUGCUGUUCAUAAGUCAAAUGCAGCUGAUAACAAAUCCAAACUCCAAAACUUCAAUAGUUUAGAGACUACUUCUUCUUUCCAAAUAGAGACAAAUCAUGCAAACAGCGGGUUAGGGAAAGAGAAAGCAAAAGAAGGGACUGCAGCUUUUCUUAUAGAGCUUGAGAAACAGAGAGCUAUAAAGGUCUUUGGGAAAAGCACAAUAAUUGGACUGGCAAUAACUUUCUUUGCCGGUAUCUGUUUCUCCAUGUUCUCUCCUGCAUUCAACUUAGCUACAAACGAUCAGUGGCACACAUUGAAACAUGGGGUUCCAAAACUCAGCGUGUACACCGCUUUCUUCUACUUCUCAAUCUCUGCAUUUGUGAUUGCUCUGAUACUAAACAUCAGAUUUCUCUAUUGGCCUGUACUUGGUCUCCCAAGAUCUUCUUUCAAGGCUUACCUAAAUGACUGGAACGGUAGAGGAUGGUCUUUCUUGGCUGGAUUUCUCUGUGGAUUUGGUAAUGGUCUUCAGUUCAUGGGUGGUCAAGCCGCAGGCUAUGCAGCUGCAGACGCUGUUCAGGCACUUCCACUUGUGAGUACGUUUUGGGGGAUAUUGCUGUUUGGAGAAUACAGAAGAUCAUCGAGAAGAACAUAUGUUCUUCUUAUUAGUAUGCUCUUCAUGUUCAUUGUCGCAGUUGCAGUUCUUAUGGCCUCAUCAGGACAUAGAAUAUGAUUUGAGAAAGGAGUUCACAUAGAAAACAUCUACAAUUUCAACUGCUAAAACUAAAAGGAACACAGUUUUAGUUCAUGAACUUGUCAUGAUUUUAGUCCAUGAAAUUAGCUCUUGAAACUGUCCUUUUAAGGAUGGAGAAGAGCCCUAAAAGAAUAUUAAGUACCUUCACUAAUGGCUGUAGCAUGUUCAAAAGUGUUAAGAUGGUUUCUUUCCUCUUA